Hypoxylon fragiforme is the source of this 1377-nucleotide messenger RNA. Its product is annotated as Metallo-dependent phosphatase. The transcript is spliced from 3 exons. Lineage: Eukaryota; Fungi; Ascomycota; Sordariomycetes; Xylariales; Hypoxylaceae. The record is from RefSeq and is a predicted model, not a curated record. Gene Ontology annotation, molecular function: hydrolase activity. Bases 135 to 1112 code for a protein of 325 amino acids.
CCGAGACCAAGAUAUCUAAGUACGCUUUUUAACAAGUUUCUUACCUACCAUCUAAAUCAAUCUCACCGUACUUACGUCAUAGGGCAGCAGGCCAAAACAAGUAUCAAGUAACCAAAAAAAGAAAAAAAAAAGCCAUGGGCUUGCUCGUCAAGCUCGGCCUGCGCCGGCCCAUGCAAUGGGAGCGUCCAACAGUGCUCGAUUGGCUUCUGGACUCCCCUCUGCAAGCAAUCGUACACCACCUGUACCUGCUCAUCCUCUGGCUGCGCGGCAACCCGGUGAGGCCGCCGCGGAACAAGCCGCCCAUCAAGAUCGUGUUUCUGUCGGACACGCACGAGUCCAUCGUGGACGAUGUCCCGGACGGCGAUCUGUUGAUCCACUGCGGCGACAUGGCCAACGACGGCACCGCCGCCUCCAUCCAGAAGCAGGUCGACUGGCUCGCCUCGCUGCCGCACCAGCACAAGGUCGUCGUGUGCGGCAACCACGACAGCUGGUUCGACAUCAACGCCCGCAUGGAGGAGGAUACUCUGCUCCACAAGACCGUUGACGUCAAGUUGAUUCACUACCUUGAGCGCAAGUCCAUUACGCUGGCCUUUAAGGGCGGCAGGAAGCUGAACUUAUACGGCGCCCCCGAUAUCCCCGAGUGUGGAGGCCCUGAGCACGCGUUCCAAUAUACGUCUCAGCAGAACCCAUGGGAUGGCACCAUUCCCUGGGAUACGGAGAUUUUGGUGACGCAUACUCCACCGAAACACCACCUCGACCUCUCCCUCGGCUGCCCCCACCUCCUGCAGGAGCUGUGGCGGAAGAAGCCGAAGCUGCACUGCUUCGGCCACGUGCACUGGGGCCGCGGCACGCAGCCCAUCUUCUGGGACGAGACCCAGCGCGUCUACGAGCGCGUCAUGUCGCGCCCGAGGCGCGGGCUCUUCUACGACAUGCUGCCGCACCGCGGCUGGCUCGACGCGUGUCGCGUCCUGUAUCACGGCGUCGUGAGUGUGCUGUGGCAUUGGUUCAUGCUGGGGGGUGCGGCGAACGGCAGUCUCAUGGUCAAUGCGGCGAUGCAGCAUGGGACGUCGGGGAAGCUGACGAAGAAGAGGCCGAUAACGGUUGAGAUUUGAGGGGGGAGGUAGGGAUGGAGGGCGUGUGUAAUAAAAAGUAGAGGUACUGGUUUAUAUGGCUUGGAAAAUGUAUGAACAUUGCCCUAACCUAGGCAGUUAUAUACCAGGAAAGCCUAUGUUGAGUGAUCGGCGUAUAAAACCUAGGAAAUGUGACUUAAAACACAACAAGGCUUCAAGAUUCAGACGAUGAAAAGGACUAGAAGUUCUCCAUUGUACUCAAAGCUAGUAGAUCAGAUUGCCUCAUUCGUUGUGUGUAGCCCACCAU